GGCGUGGAGCUUCAGGCGUGUGGGAGGGACUUUCGGUUUUCCACAGCCGGCGCUGCUGCGGGGCUGUACGGGCGCGGAGUUAUCGAUACGCUGUAUCCGGUGCCGAUGCGUGGCUGCUGCGCUUUGUAUCGACGCGUUCUGGGCUCUGGAUUUCGGGUUUAGUUAUUAAAACAUGGAUUUCAACGUUAAAAGAUUUGCAGCGGACGCCGGAACCUUCCUGAGCCGAGCUGUGCAGUUCACAGAGGAGAAGCUGGGCCAGGCGGAGAAGACUGAGCUGGAUGCACAUUUGGAAAAUCUUCUCACCAGAGCAGAAUGUACCAAACACUGGACAGAGAGGAUUCUGAAGCAGACAGAAGUGCUGCUGCAGCCAAAUCCAAAUGUUCGGAUAGAGGAAUUCUUUUAUGAGAAAUUGGACAAAAAAGCCCCCACGCGAAUGAACAACCACGAGCUGCUGGGUCAGGCCAUGAUCGACUCCGGAAACGAGUUUGGGCCCGGAACGGCUUACGGAAAUGCUUUGGUAAAAUGUGGCGAGACGGAGAAGGAGAUUGGUGGAGCUGAGAGGGAGUUUAUCCAGAGCUCAGCUAUCAAUUUUCUCACACCUUUUAGGAACUUUCUGGAAGGUGACUUCAAAACGAUAUUGAAAGAACGUAAGCUGUUACAAAAUAAACGUCUGGAUCUUGAUGCUGCGAAGACGAAGCUGAAGAAAGCCAAGAUGGCUGAGGCCAGAGCUGCACCUCUUAGCACCACUCCCCCGCCGGGAGACGUCGGCUACGCGGCUAACGUCUGUUACUUGGUGAAUUUUCUUCAUGUGAAAUGGCUGAAGAUGUGGGCGGAGGAAGUGAUGAAGGCGGAGCAGGAUCUGAAGAUGACGCAGAGUGAGUUUGACAGGCAGGCUGAGAUAACUCGACUCCUGCUGGAGGGAGUCAGCAGCACACAUGCUCAUCACCUCCGCUGCCUGAAUGACUUUGUGGAGGCUCAGACCACGUAUUACGCUCAGUGCUAUCAGUACAUGGUUGACCUACAAAAACAGCUUGGAAGCUUCCCGUCCACGUUCUCCUCCAAUAAUAACCAGGCAUCGAUGAUGGGCGGGGCCAGCGUUUCCGUGCCGACCCUGCCGGUGUCCUCUUCUCUUCCCGGCGCCGGGGGGAGGAGCUCCUCGGGCUUCAGCGAGCUGCUGAGCUCGGGCGGGAGCCGUAAAGCACGAGUUCUGUACGAUUACGAUGCUGCCGGCAGCAGUGAACUCUCCCUCCUCGCUGAUGAGGUGAUCACAGUGAGCAGUGUCCCAGGCAUGGACUCUGAUUGGCUGAUUGGGGAGCGUGGAAACCAGAAGGGCAAAGUGCCAAUAACCUACCUUGAGCUGCUGAACUGAGGGAUGAGUUAAAGAUCUCAACGCCAACUGCAAAAAAGAGAGAAAAGGAAAACCCUGCGUAUAAUUCAUAUUUAAUGUGUAUAUACAACUGUGCUUGAACGAGCUGCUUCCUCGCCAUCAGUAUCUCAUGGAUAUUUAUACCCAACCAGGGAAGACCGUCUCACACGAGGCCUUUCUGUUUACGAGCUGAGUUAACGCCUCAGCUUUUUACAAGCGCUUUUAAUGUGAGAGAUCAUUACCGCCAGCACUCCUCCAUCUUUAUAAAGAAUGCCAGGUUCACACUACACGAUUUUAGCCCAGUUUUACAGUCGCUGACAGAGGAAAAACAAAAAUCAGGGAUCUCUCGGCGCUUGCCCGGCGAAUAUUUGGCAUGCUAGAUAUCUGACCCAGUCGGCGACUGGGAGUCGGGAGUCAGGAGCAGCAGCUACUCACAGCCAAUAGAAUUACAAAAAAAGAGCUCCAAAAAAACACUCCUGCUUUACUAGAGCCGUUUAUGGAGAGUCUGACCACUUUCUGUUUCUCUGUUAUAUCAGUAAAUGACUGUUAAACUCUAGAGUGAGUCCUCUACAAAUGGGGUGAAUGGAGCUAAAUGAGCUAAAUGCGAAAACUUUAAAUUAACAAUAUUAAUGAACUACUUGUUCUGAGCAUUUCUUUAAUUUCUCUUAAAAAAAGCUAUAAAAGCAUGCCUGUAUUCUUUAGUUUCUCUACAGAAAACUGAACAUUUUUACACUGUAAAGCACUAGCAUUACUGCUACUGUGAGCUGAUUGGUUGAUUGGAGUUCAAAACGAUAAAAAAUGAUGUCUGCUGUGCUGAAACAUUUGAUCUAGUUCUGUGUUGAGGACAUGAUUACAUAUAUUUAAGUAUAAACUCUGGUUUUUCUUAGUUGCUUCAUAUGAACCCAUGUUGUUCAUGUUGGACUCACUUUAAGUGCGUAUUCUCCUCUAUAGAGAUUCUCUGGAAUAGAAUUUCUAGUUCUCGUAUGUUUAGUUCUGGUGUUUUCUCGUGAUAAACGUGUUUCUGGAGAGCUGUCAGGUGUGUUAGCGAUUUUAGACAGCGGAAAAAUUGUGUAAUUCGUGACUCUGUGUCGCAGAUCAGUCGUGUAGUGUGAACCUGGCAUAACGUGGGACAGACUGCCAGCAUGUAGCUUAUCUUGUUUUAUGUAUUUAAGUGCUUUGCCAGUGGAGUUGUUUGGCUCGUGGGUGAAAUGUGUAAAUUUAAAAGUCUUAUGCUCCAAAAAGGUCAAUGUAGACUUGACUACCUGGAACAUUUGUAGGUUAACUUUUAACCUUUCUCUUGGGAACCAUAAGGAAACCAUGACUGUGUCGGGUCUUAAGCACGUUGCUUUUAGCAGCAGGUGGGCGGAGAUGAAACCUGAGGUGAAUAUUUUUGUUAAAAAUAUGAGGGCUGUCUAAUUUCUAAGUCAUUGUAGCCAUAUACCUCAGAUAUUACACUAUGUGGCUUAUCUUAUCUUAUCUUAUCGUACCUUCUGCUUUUUUGUUUUUUAAAAUUAAUUAGGUAAUUUGUGAAGCUCAUGAGGAAACUUCCCGUCUUCACGACGCCCCACCCUGCUUUUAUUCAUUUCAGAGACCUUUAAUGAACACUGUGGAGAACGAACCAACAGUAUUCAGAGCUCGAACUUACGUUAGGAAUAUAUGUUUUGAUAUAAGACUUUUAUUUUGUAAAGUUUUAUACAGUUUAGGUUACUGUAAGGUACAGCUAAGGUAUAAUUUAAGUGUUGCGUGCCUUAAAAUGUCAUUGUGCCUUAUCACAAUAAACUGUAAUUAACUGUAGAGCUUUAAUCAGGAGUUUAAUCAGGAAACGGUGGUCUAACGAUCAGUACUAGUAUUAGGAGUGUACCUUGUGCCGGACUGUAAAAACUGUAAAAGAUAUAAAAUAUGUUUUGUAACUUUAAAAGAUAAAAAAAAAGCCUAACGAUACAGCAUUUAUGGGUAAAUUCAACUCAUCAAUCAACCCUGUCUUUAGUCUUUGUUAAUGUUUAAUAUUGAUUUUUUUUUUCCCAUUAAAUAAUUUUAUUUUAAUGCCAAUUACCCAACCCACUCCCUCUAUCACUAGUAAGGCUCCAACAGUGCACUCGGAGGAAAGCGCAGCGACUCAGCUAUUAUACAUCAGCUAACAGACAACGCCCGUGCUGACCAACAUUACAUUAGAAGUGAUAAGUCGAGGGCUAAUUGUGCUCUCUCGGACUCCAGCUGCUGAUGGCGAUCCUUACAUCCUAGUGUUUAGCAGAUCUUUAGCAAAUUUUAAGUUUAAGCCUUUUGGUCAGUUAAAUUGUUGCAUUAAAAUUCCUAUUAAUAUAUUUAUCUAUUGCGAUUUAAAAAAAAUGUAAUAGUGGCCCAGAGCUGCCACUAUGAUCAGGAGAUUGCUGGUUUGAAUCCAGGUCAUGCAGCUUGCCGUCAGCUGCCGGAGUCCUGAGAAAGCACAGUUGCCGACUAGCAGCUGAAUAAGUGAGACAAUAAUAAUUAAUGUAUAUUAUAAUUAAUAAUAAAUGAAUUGGAGAAAAAAAAUGGAAGAAUUUGAAAAAUAAAUCUUAAAAUCCAUUUUAUACAUUUUUCAACCAAUUACAGUACUGAAAUGAGUGUCUGUUAAUGCAAACAAUGCAUGAGCAAGGAUAGUAUUAUUAACUACUAUUUAUCACUUCAUUUAAAAAAUAUAGCCCCAUUUUCUAAUGAUAUUGCAUAAUAUAAAGGAUGGCGUAGAACUAGCUAACAUUAGCCGCGAGCUAGCUAACCUUGCCAGGGAGAGAACUAAGGUUAGCGGAGUUAAUAUUAGCGGCAAGUUAGCUAUCAUGCUAACAUUAGCUGCGAGUUAGCUACAUUACCAGGGAGAAAACCAGAAUUAGCAGAGAGCUAACUAACGUUAGUGGCCAGCUAGCUAGCAUGCUAACAUGUUCUGCAUCAAACAGAACAAAAUAGAAACUAAAAUCAAUAAAUGGGAAACAUUAAGUUUUCAUUUUCAAUACAAUUAUAUUACAAUUCCUACUAAAGAAAUUAUGACUAAACUUUUGGGCCUUAAAUUAUAUUUAUUGAGUUUUUUUUUUAAAGUUCCUAAAAAGCAUUAAAUUUGACAGAUACCUCUGUAUCACCGGAUCAUCGCUGCUCCCUAAAAGAUUGCUAGUUUCUGCAGUUACAGAUUUUAUCACAGGAGGAAAUGUUAAAACUGAUGAGUUGAGUUUGGUUAUUUUUGCUGUACAGUUAGGCACCCUUAACUUAAUAUGCACAAAUUACCAUAUGCAGUACAUGCACAAACUGUACGUUUACAUUGGGAGGCCAUAAAUGUUUUGUGUUAUGUAAUUUCUUUUGACCUGUUAUAGAAAAAGGCUUUUUCAUUAUAGAAUAAAGAAAUGAUUUUA
Astyanax mexicanus (Mexican tetra) is the source of this 4740-nucleotide messenger RNA. It is a transcript of the gene sh3glb1a, whose product is annotated as SH3-domain GRB2-like endophilin B1a. The record is from RefSeq and is a predicted model, not a curated record. Gene Ontology annotation, molecular function: protein binding. The coding region runs from base 173 to 1369 and encodes 398 amino acids. The transcript has 11 exons. Gene Ontology annotation, cellular component: cytoplasm; membrane. Gene Ontology annotation, biological process: membrane organization. Lineage: Eukaryota; Metazoa; Chordata; Actinopteri; Characiformes; Acestrorhamphidae.